Molecule: messenger RNA, 1371 nt
Organism: Menidia menidia (Atlantic silverside)
Lineage: Eukaryota; Metazoa; Chordata; Actinopteri; Atheriniformes; Atherinopsidae
Source: the annotation of a GenBank genome assembly
UUGAGAAGAAAGUUAACGGGGGCAGCCGGUGGAUGUUCCGUCAUGGAGAUGAAGAGGAGAUUCCGAGCCAUGCUGAUGUUGAUAUGGAUUUUUCCAGGUGACACCCAGAAAGUGGAGAUGCCCAGCAAAGAGAUGGAGGUGGUGAGGGGCCAGAUGGUGGUGUUACAGGCGUGGUACAGCCCCAACUCAGACAUUUCCCAUAACACAGUCAUUUGGCAUUUCACCGGAAAUGAUUCCAAGCAGGUCAUAAACUUCAGCUCGGGGAAAGUUGGGCACGGACAAAACGAGUUCACCAAACGAGUGGGCUUUAGCGUGGCCAUGCCUUCCGCCAACCUCUCCAUCUACAUCAACAACACCCAGGAAACGGACUCGGGUCUCUACUUCUGCCAUGUCAUCGUCCCUGGGGGUCACGGCAUUUCUGGAGAGAUGCGGCUUAAUGUCAAAGUCCCCCCCGCCCCCCCUGUGUGCAGCAUGACCGGGAACCCGGUGGUGAAGGGCAACGUCACCCUGAGCUGCAAGUCAAGUUAUGGGAAACCCACACCUCAUUACAAAUGGACCAAGGUUGCACCCAUGUCUGAGGUCUUUUUCUCACCGAUGCAGAAAUGGAGAGUCUGUCCCCAGCCCAUACUUGUCCUUGGGUACAUGGAUGAGCGACACGGGACACUCAGACUGAGCAACCUCACCAAAAGCAUGUCAGGGAAGUACAUCUGCCGAGCCAGCAACACGGCCGGCUCAGACAGCUGCUCCAUCAACCUGGAGGUUAUCACCUCUUCCAAUGCGGGAAUGAUUGCUGCAGCUACGCUAGGGUCAGUAGUGGGACUGGUGGCCAUGGUGCUCUUCCUCAUAUUUAUACUGAAAAGGCGACGGGACUCGGAGGAGGAGAUAGCCAACGACAUCAAGGAAGACGCCCAGGCACCAAAGCGAGUGUCGUGGGCAAAAAGCAACACGGGCUCAGACAUCGUGUCCAAAAAUGGCACGCUUUCCUCCAUAGCCACCAGCCCUCGAUCCCGGGAGCUGCACCAGCCCAGCUUUCCGUACCCAUACUCCCCCAUGUCUGCGUCCGACACCGGCUCGGUGAUCAACGCCUUCCAGCUGCGGCCCGGGGAGGCCAACUCCUUACAGGGCCUCCCCGGAUACAACCUGGGCAGCACUCCCGUACGCAAAUACAAGCGACCGCUCAGCGCCAACGGAUGCCCCCCGCAGGUUCACAGGAGUCCCAUGGUCAGCGUCCCCAAAAAGACUGAGGGGGCUCAGCCUCAGGUUCUCCCCCCGCUCACCGUGUCCCCGCAAAUCAGCUCCUCCACCCUCACGCGCACGGGGGCCGUGGCCGUCAUGGUGCCUGCUCACAGCCAAGCCGGGUCUCUGGUGUAG